This is a messenger RNA of Aspergillus novofumigatus IBT 16806, 2175 nucleotides long. Its product is annotated as OPT family oligopeptide transporter. Gene Ontology annotation, biological process: transmembrane transport. The transcript is spliced from 5 exons. The record is from RefSeq and is a predicted model, not a curated record. The coding region runs from base 10 to 2175 and encodes 721 amino acids. Gene Ontology annotation, molecular function: oligopeptide transmembrane transporter activity. Lineage: Eukaryota; Fungi; Ascomycota; Eurotiomycetes; Eurotiales; Aspergillaceae.
CUUGAUACGAUGGAUGACAAGAACCCCUCGGCGGUCGACAAAAGUAUAGAAGCAGAGGAGCCGUUCAAGGGGGCAUUCGAGAAGCAGGCAAAGGAUGUUACACAAGAAACUGAGAGCGCAGAAUCCCCGGGCUCCCAAGCGGACAAAGCCGAAUAUGUCAAGGGACAUCCCGUCAUUCGAAAUGGCGCCGACGUCUCCAGGUUCAUCGUGUCCGUAAGAGAUGACGGUGAUCCUGCAUUGACUGUUCGAUCAAUUGUCCUGGGAUCAGCGUUCACUGCGCUUUCGAGCGUCAUCACGAUGCUGUAUAUCUUUAAGCCCACGCAGAUGCAAGUGUCGGCAAUCUUCAUACAGCUCCUGGUAUAUGUGGUUGGCCAGGCGUGGGCUCUGUUUACUCCGCGCCCAGAUAGAUUCAGGUGGAAAUGGCUGCGACGCACCCUCGAGUUCCUGAACUUCGGGCAGCCAUUCGGAAUCAAAGAGCAUGUCGUUGCGUCUCUCAUUGCUUCCUCUGGUAACAACGGCCUUUCCGGAGUGGAGGUGUACGCCGUCGAGCGCCUGUUCUACAAUAUCAGUGUGUCAGCGACGACAGCAGUGCUGGGAACAUUCUCCAUCUCACUCUGUGGCUUUGUGCUUGCUGGAGUUCUCCGGCCGCUGAUUGUCUAUCCGGCUGAAAUGGUCUACUGGUCGACCCUUCCGCAGGUAGUGCUGUACCAGAAUCUCCAUUUCGACCAGCGUGCGAACCGGGGCCGGUUGAUCAAGUUUGGCUGGGCUCUAGGACUUGCUGCCAUUUGGGAGAUCUUCCCUGCGUAUAUUAUGACCUGGCUCGGGGGCUUCUCGAUCUUCUGCCUGGCGUCAAUGGACGCUCCUCAGCAUACCCGGAAGAUCUUUUCGAAAGUGUUUGGGGGAGCCUCGUCUAACGAAGGCCUGGGCCUGUUGAAUUUCGGCUUUGAUUGGCAGUAUAUCCAGAGCAGCUUUCUGUCGUUGCCAUUAAAACAGCAGCUCAACAGCUGGAUCGGCUAUGUGAUCUUUUAUCCGGUGAUGCUGGCCCUCUACUACGGGAAUACAUGGAGCGCAAAGUCCUUCCCAUUCAUGUCGACGUCUCUAUUCAACAGCAACGGCAAACAAUUCUCCACUACGUCCAUCCUCUCGAAUCAAGGCACAAUCGACUACGACAAGCUGAAGCAAGUCGGCAUCCCGCAUCUCACCUCCAGCACUGUCUGGGGCUACCUCACACAAAAUCUCGCCAUCGGCGCCCUAAUCACCCACGUCCUAAUCUUCUAUGGCAAGGACAUGUACACCGCCUGGAAACAGGCGCGCAGCCGGACCCAGCCAGACCCACACUUCCAGGCCAUGCUCAAGUACAAGGAAGUCCCCAUGUGGUGGUACCUCGCCCUAUUCGUCCUCGCCUUCUUCGCCGGCCUUAUCGUAAACAUCAAAGGCGAAACCACCCUCCCUGCAUGGGGCUACAUCGUUUCUCUUCUGCUCGGCGCAUUCAUCGCCCCGUUCUCCUGCAUCCUCUACGGCCUCUACGGCACCGGCGUCGCAACCAACCAGCUCUCGAAAAUGGUCGCUGGCGCAGUCAUCCUGCUUUCUGUCAAUCUCGCCAACUGGCUCAAGGUCGGCCAGUACACCAAGGUCCCGCACCGCAUCAUGUUCGCCACGCAGAUCUACGGCACUUUACUAGGCGCUGGCCUCAACUACGCCGUCAUGACCACCAUCGUCUCCAACCAGCGCGAGAUCCUCCUCGACCCAGCGGGAAACAGCGUCUGGAGCGGGUCAGCCGUGCAAAGUAUGAACUCGCAGGCUAUCACCUGGGCGCUCGCGCGCGACGUCUACGGCGUGAACGGGAGGUAUCUCAUCGUUCCACUCGGCCUGCUUAUCGGCCUUGCCUUGCCCGUCAUGCACUGGGGUCUUAACAGGGUGUUUCCCCGGGUGCGGUCCUGGCCGCUCAAUACAGCUAUCAUCGCCUCAUUCGCCGGGCAGACGUAUUACGGCAUCACUUCGUGGAUCUGGUCGUCCAUUGCGGUGGGGGUGUUCUCGCAGGUAUGGCUUCGGCGGCGGCUGCCGCGCAUUGUGAUUUUUAUUCUGUCGUUUGCGGUGUUUGGGGCCAGUGGGAAGGGGCACCCGUUUCCAACGUGGUGGGGCAAUCCGGCUGGGAAUCCGGAUCAUUGUAUUUAG